AACAUUACCACAAUAUAGAGAACACACUAACAUUUACUACUAUAAGCAAGCUGAUUCUGCGUUAUUAAUUAUAGAGAAAAUCAAGUUUGAUUAAAAAAAGCACUUUCUCAUGGCUCUUGCUGCUUGUAGUUUCAUACAAAUGCCACUGCUGCGAACAAAUAAAUUUAAAUCUUCUCCUACAAAACCUAUGAUUAUUACCAUAACAUGUGUUAACCAUAAAUAUAAAGCUAAACAAGUUGAUAGAAGCAGAAAUGGAGGAUAUGGACCUGGCCCACAGACGAAUGGUAUUAAUCUCCAAAGCGCAAAAACAACAACUAGAAAUCUUCAACUUGAUAACGUUUAUGCUACCACCGCUUUGAGUAGUGUCGAUGAUGAAGAUAAUCACAACACAACUAGUCCUAAAAGGAUUGGCAACGUAGAUUAUCAUUAUGAAAUAUGAAUUGAAUGUGCAUACAUGGUGUCAAUUUUGUCAACAAAAAAAAUCACCAUGAAAUCAACAAGUUGUAAUCAUGCAAUGAUAGAAACUGAUGUAUAGAAUGAAUUUACAGAAUAACAAUACAGGUUUAAUGAAAAGUCUUUAAAUCAA
Lathyrus oleraceus (garden pea) is the source of this 586-nucleotide messenger RNA. RefSeq lists its product as uncharacterized. NCBI's taxonomy places the organism in Eukaryota, Viridiplantae, Streptophyta, Magnoliopsida, Fabales, Fabaceae. Bases 110 to 439 code for a protein of 109 amino acids. The record is from RefSeq and is a predicted model, not a curated record. The transcript is spliced from 2 exons.